Molecule: messenger RNA, 1365 nt
Organism: Priceomyces carsonii
Lineage: Eukaryota; Fungi; Ascomycota; Pichiomycetes; Serinales; Debaryomycetaceae
Product: CRAL-TRIO domain-containing protein
Exons: 1
Coding region: 1-1365 (454 amino acids)
Source: RefSeq, a predicted model, not a curated record
AUGACUGUUGAUACAAAUACUUUAGGGAGAGCUUGGGAUAAUACAGGAGAGGAAGAAAUUUCUCUCAAGCAAAUAUAUGCACAUCUUUUCAAUUAUUUCGGCUUUUGCCAAUACAUAGAACUGGAUAUCCAAGAUAGUAAUAAUUUCGUUGGGUCUGACUCAGUUCACAAAGGCUUCUUGAAUAACGAAAAAAUACAGAAUUCUGUUGAUGAAGUUGACCUCGAGUCCAGUGAAACUAAAAAUUAUGGGAUAACAGUCUCGGAUAGUGUGGAGAGGGCUUUCAAAGGGUGUGGUGGAUUUGAUGGAAUCAUCACUAAAGCUAUGAACCUUGACAUGGGGGACGCGACCAAGCUAUUUCCAAAAGGUGACUUCCAUAAAGCUUUAAUUAAAUUCGAACCUGCUGAUUUGUAUAUUGCUUUUAUUGCUCUGCUUAGAAACGAUUCUUUUGAUAGUUUUUUGAAUCGUUAUUUUAUUGCAAGAAAAAAAAAAGUUGACGAGACUCUUGAAAUGCUCUCGAGAAGCUUAAAUUGGCGAAUUCGUUCCCACCCUGUUGACAAAUGGGUCUUCGGCGGUGACGCUGAAGUCUAUUUCAGUGGAAAGAAUCCUGAUUUCAUUGAGGCAUUCAAAAUUAAUCAAGCAUAUCUCCGUGGUAAAGAUAAGUUGGGGCGGCCAGUUGUUAUUAUUCACGUUAAGGACCACAUCGGUAAAAAUAGUACUGAAAAAGACUUUGAAAAGUUUAUAUGUGUUAUUAUUGAGUGGAUUAGACUUGAACUAAAGCCUUUGCAGUACAACAUCGAUAGAGGUUGCAUCUUAUUUGACAUGACAGGUUUUAGUUUGAGAAAUGCUGAUCUUUCGGCCGUUCGAUUUCUAGCUAGUGCUCUCGAGUCAAAUUAUCCAGAAUUUUUGGGUGCUAUAUGGGUGCAUAAUGCUCCUUGGGUAUUCAAUGCAGUUUGGAAAGUGAUCAGGGGUUGGUUAGACCCAGUUGUUGCUUCAAAGGUUCAUUUUACGAAGAAUUGUAAAGAUUUAGAAGCUUUUAUCGACAGAAAGUUUAUACCAAAAGAUCUUGGCGGUAAUGACGCCUUUGUUAUGAAGUAUGAGAAUCCAACACAUUCUGAUAGCGAUGAAAAGCCAAAGGAUGAUAAUUAUGCAAUACUCUCAGAACAGAGGUCUUUUUUAAUCUUGUCAUAUCUUCAGGCAACUAUUAAUUGGUUGGAAUCCAAAACAAUAUCUGAAUCUGAUAAAUUUUUAGAAGCCAGAAUAAAGAUUGGUAUUCAGUUAGCAAACAACUACAUUGGGAUAGAUCCAUAUUUACGUAAAAGAGGAAUCUUUGAGCGCAUAGGAGAAAUGGGUAAACUCGGAUACUGA